UGAAGGAAAUGUUAUUGUUUUCUUAUUUGCCGCCGUUUUGUGACAUUCGCCACAGACUUUUUGCUAAUGUUAACAGCCGCCUUUAAACAACGGCCUUUAGGACCUUGCAGACUUCUAACCGACCAGGGAGGACCAGGCGGAGAUAGGUAAACUUAACCUCAGAGGACUGAUCAGAGGUCAGUUUGGAUAUUUACUUAAUGAAGGCAAAGGUUGCGUAAACCGCUACGGAAGCUGACCCCUGUUCAGUUCGCCUUUAAAAUACUAAGCUGCGCAUAUUUCUUAAGACGUGGUGGGAUAAACAGAGACGGGGAAGGUUUGGCUGGGCGGAUAAAUAAUUGACAUGUACAUGUUUCUGUUAUGAACCUGAAGUUUAAAGCUAAAUCCAGAGCCCCUUCAGGCACUUUUAACUCCGUUGUCAAAAUGGCUACUGCACGUUGUUUGGGUUAGCCGCGUCCCGCCGCUCUGAUGCAGGUCUGGACCAGACAUCCUUCAUUAAUCCGCCGUGUCAACAUCAUCAUUCAUCUGCUUUGGCUGGAGGUCAUGGUUUAAACCGGUCUGGAGCGAACAUGCAAGCCAACACCACGCGCGGCUUUUUGUGGUCGGACGUGGAGACGCGGACCUUGUUGAACAUCUGGGGGGAGCAGGACAUCCAGGCGGCGCUGGAUGGAAACUUCCGAAACAGCUUCGUAUACCGAGACGUCUCCCGCAGGCUGGGGGCGAUGGGGUUCGACAGGACGCCGGAGCAGUGCCGAGUCCGGAUCAAAAGCCUCAAAAGGCAGUACCUGUUGGCCAAAGAGGGAAAUCUUCCGAACAACGGACAGUAUCACAAGAUCUGCAAGUUUUAUGACACGAUGGAGAGGAUUUUGAGCACCCGACCCACUCUUGAGCUGAUGGAGAGCGGGAUGGGAGUGGAGGAGGCCGGAGACGGCCUGGAGGAGGAUGGAGAGGAUGCUCAGGAUGCAGAGAGCACGGGAGAGUGGCCCUAUCCUCACCACGAGACUGACGUCAAGCAGGAAUGCCCCACUAUUCCCAUUCCCAUCCCAGUUAAAGGCACAGUCGGGAACAACAGCACCACAGCAAGACCGCAUAACAGCAGCCAUUCAGUGAGCAGUUUACCAGCGAGGACACCAAAACGACCCAGGAAGCGACGCUCCAACUUCCCCGUGGAGAAACUUAUGGAGCAGUUCCUGGAGCAGAGCGCCCAAGCUGAGGACAACUUCUAUCGGGUGGAGGAGCAGCGCCUGCAAUCCGAGGACCGCCGCCGGGACGCAGAGCACACCAGGGAGCUGCACAUGCUCCAGAUGCUCGCCCAGAUGUUCUCUAGCAUCUCCUCAGCCAGACCCAGCUCCGCAGCCAAGAUGGCCACCCCUCUGGCCCGAGCUCCAGUCAUUUCCAGCACCUCGCCGACACACGCGCGAGGGCAUCCCAGAUGUUCUUCGCCUCAGAAAGACAGUUUCAGCCCAAAGAGCCAACCUCUGAGCACAGACGUAUUAGAACUUCAGCGCUACUACAGUCUGAGCUUGUCAUCGCACAGAGCCAUGGAUGAUGACAUCAUCUCAAUAGUAAAGAGGAUCAUUCCUCCACUGACAUCCAAAAAGCACAAAGGACAAGAUGGACGGAUCGGGAUCAUUGGAGGAUGCCAAGACUACACUGGAGCGCCGUACUUUGCUGCUAUUUCUGCACUGAAAGUGGGUGCCGACUUGUCUCAUGUUUUCUGCACUAAAGAUGCUGCAGCUGUAAUUAAAUCGUACAGCCCCGAGCUCAUCGUGCAUCCCGUUCUGGACAGUCCGAAUGCAGUAGAGGAAAUAGAAAAGUGGCUCCCGAGACUUCACAGCCUAGUUGUUGGACCUGGUCUAGGCAGGGAAGACUUUUUACUGAAAACAGCUAAGGAAGUAAUCGAGAGGUCUAAAGCAAGAGAAAUUCCUAUAGUUAUUGAUGCAGAUGGAUUGUGGCUCAUCACACAACAGCCUUCUGUUAUUCAGGGUUACCAGAAGGGAAUCCUCACACCCAACUUCAUGGAGUUCACUCGGCUCUUUGAGGCACUGCACCACAAGCCCGUGAACAGCAGAGAUCAGCCACACAGUGUCAUGCAGCUAAGUGGGACUUUGGGUAAUCUCACCAUGGUGCUAAAGGGGGAACAGGAUCUCAUUACAGAUGGAAGCAAGGUUUACUCAUGCAGUGUUGAGGGCAGUGGGAGGAGAUGUGGUGGACAGGGAGAUCUCCUGUCUGGCUCCUUGGGUGUGCUGGCUCACUGGGCGUAUUCUGCUUCUGCAGCAGGAGUCAUCAGAAGUGUGAAUCCCUCUGUGGUAGCAGCCUUUGGUGCCUGCUCUCUAACCCGACAGUGCAACAGUCAAGCGUUUCAGCAGCACGGCAGGGCCACCACCACCUCAGAUAUGAUCCAGGAGAUUGGGCCGGCCUUCAGGAAGCUGUUUGAAAGUUAAAACAAUCGAACUUCCUCUGUAAAGCUAUAAAAAAUUAAAUAUGUGUUUGUGUUGUGCUGAAUUUAAAUAAAGGUCAUGAUAUGGACAACC
This is a messenger RNA of Nothobranchius furzeri (turquoise killifish), 2531 nucleotides long. RefSeq names its product NAD(P)HX dehydratase (gene naxd). Gene Ontology annotation, biological process: metabolite repair. The record is from RefSeq and is a predicted model, not a curated record. Gene Ontology annotation, molecular function: ATP-dependent NAD(P)H-hydrate dehydratase activity. Lineage: Eukaryota; Metazoa; Chordata; Actinopteri; Cyprinodontiformes; Nothobranchiidae.